Molecule: messenger RNA, 794 nt
Organism: Medicago truncatula (barrel medic)
Lineage: Eukaryota; Viridiplantae; Streptophyta; Magnoliopsida; Fabales; Fabaceae
Product: 30S ribosomal protein S17
Exons: 4
Coding region: 176-487 (103 amino acids)
Biological process (GO): translation
Cellular component (GO): ribosome
Molecular function (GO): structural constituent of ribosome
Source: RefSeq, a predicted model, not a curated record
AGCUAAAAAUGUUUUUUGAAAAAAUCUGAAACAAACAAAGGGCUCUCAGGUUUUAGAGUUUAUUGUUGGGGCUGCCACUCUCUCUCUUCUUCUCUAUUUGCUCUGCGACUCUCUCUCACCUUCUCCAUUCUCACUGUUCAACUCAGGGUUUGUUGGGAUUGGAAUAGCAGAGAAGAUGAAGGAAGUAGUAGGAAUGGUGGUUUCAAAUAAGAUGCAGAAAUCGGUUGUGGUAGCAGUUGAUAGAUUGUUCCACCACAAAAUGUUCAACCGAUAUAUUAAGCGCACUUCCAAGUUUAUGGCGCAUGAUGAAAACAAUCUUUGCAACAUCGGUGACCGGGUUCGAUUGGAUUCUUCUAGGCCUCUGAGCAAGCGUAAACAUUGGGUUGUUGCUGAAAUUCUCAAGAAAGCACGCAUAUAUGUUCCUCCCUCUGCAACGGUGUCUGAGAAUGCGAGCUCGAACUCUGUACGAGCUACAUCUACGUCGUAAAUUUGCUCAAGGACGAAUUUUAAUGUGGCAUGUUCCAAGGUUGGUUAGCGUGUCUGUUGAUGGGUUAGAAUCAGUCUUCAGCAACUUCAGAUGACAUAAGGUCUUAUUAGAUGUCAAGAUGUUAUAUUAUGUGAUCUCUAUUGCCAUUUGUGCUAAUGAAUUAUAGUGUAGGAUGAUCACAAAGGUUUUGUAUGUCUGCAGAUUUCUGUUUUUCAAAAUAAUUGAUAAGAUAUUUAAAUGUGUUAUAUGUAUUACGUUGUCUUCCAAUUUCUCCACAAACAAGUAAAAGCCUUAACUUUCAAAUGCA